UCAUAAAACAGCCAUAACAUUAAACCCUUUCUAUUGUCCUGAGGUAGACCCACAUCAGCUCAACACUACAGAACUUAGUAGCGGGACACUGGGAGAGACAAUAUGCCAGGGGACACACACCUGGGGCUGCUCUCUGUAGUAGCCUAUUUAUGUGCUUUCAACACCGAGGCUUAUUCAGGUUUUCAACUCGCUCUGCCUGACUGGAGGUUAAAUGCAGCUGUAGAUUAUUACGCAACGUGUGAUUUUGGCAGUGAUUUGCCAGCAUCCUGCGAUUGGACCUCUGAGGGACCCAUCAGCACUCAGACGGCAACAGAGGAAACUUCUUUCCAUCCUGAGAAUCCAUCUGGUGCAUUUCGUCUCAAGAGUGGAUUUCUUAAGAUCUCGGAAGACUCCUGUUUGGAGUUCUGGUACCAUAGACCUAACAGGAAGAGUUCUGAACUCAGAGUUUUGCUAGUGGAUGACAUUCAGCAGACACUGAUUUGGACGUCAGAGACGUCUAGCAGUGGAGACUGGAGACAAGUCUUCAUCCCACUGACGAAGCAAUCUGACAGCGACAACUUACAGGUUGUUUUUGAGCUAAUAAAAGGUCUGCAUGGCGAUGAAGCAACUGCCUUUGAUAGAAUAGGAAUUCGGAAGGGACAAUGUGGGCCACAAUGUCAGCGAGGAGGCAUAUUUUGGACUAAUAAAAGCACUCAGUGCACUUGCACUGAUAAGCAACUCAUCUGUUCUCACAUCUCUUGGUCCAACAACACUUUUGGCACCUGCUAUGUGGCCUCUGACCCACACUACACUACUUUUGAUGGGGUCAGCUUACAAUUUGAGGGUCCCUGUACCUACGUCUUGUCAAAGGUAUGCGAUGAGUCAGGGUUGCUUCCAAAGUUCACAGUGGAGGUGCAAAACGAAAAUAAAGGGGACUCGCACGUAUCCUCCAUUCAGCAAGUGAACAUCAUUGUACACGGUCUGAGAGUGACCAUGAUGAGGACAGAGAGAAGAAAAGUCAUGGUUAAUGGGAUUUGGAAUAAUCUCCCUCUACUCCUGGAAGGAAACAGAGUUACGGUUAAUGCACAGAGAAAUGCUUUGGUACUCCAGACAGACUUCAAACUGUCCAUCUUCUACAUGCAAUCCGGUUCCAUUCAGGUGAUCGUCCCUAGCCAUUACUCAAACAGAAUCUGUGGCAUGUGUGGUAACUUUAAUCAUGAGACAGAAGAUGACUUCAAGAUCCCAGAAGGGUCACUGGUGCAGGACAGGCAUGUUUUAGGGCAGAGCAUGUGUGAGGAGCCCUCCCUGCCAAGGGUCUGUACAGACGCAGAGGAGCAGCAGUACGCCAGCGAGGCUUACUGUGGCAUGCUAACAUCCAGACAAGGGCCGUUCUCAAUGUGCUCAUCUGUUCUGAAUGCAGAGAGUUUCUUCCAAAGCUGCAUGUUUGAUAUGUGUUCAACUCACGGAGAUCCUGAUGCCCUCUGCAAUGCGAUUGAGGCUUUUGAUGCCACCUGCAACGAAGUUGGAAUCUCUGUUCUGGCAUGGAGGAACUCAACGUUCUGUCCUGUGGCAUGUGGCCUACACAGCCACUAUAACGCCUGUGCCAGCGGCUGUCCUAAGACCUGCUCCAGCCAGGACGGUACAGGGUCUUGUGGGAUAUGUGAGGAGCGCUGUGAGUGUGACGAUGGCUUCAUGCUCAGCGGAGGAUCAUGUGUGCUAGCUAAAGACUGUGGAUGUUGGGCUAAUGGACAGCAUUCUCCGAUCAGAGAGACAUUUAUGAAGGGUGAAUGUGAGCAACAGUGCCAGUGUUUGGGCAAUGGGACCAUCCAAUGUUCACCUACAGCCUGCAAGUCAGACGAAGUGUGCAUGGUUAAGGACGGGGUCUUGGGUUGCUUUCCAUCCAACCCAGUGACAUGCAGUGUCUACGGUGACCCACAUUACAUCACUUUCGAUGGCAAGGCCUACACUUUCUGGGGCACCUGCAACUACACCAUAGCAAAGACCUGUGGGCCAACUGAAACCCAGUUCACAAUAACAGCACGAAAUGAGGGACAGAACAACUCUGCAACUUCCUCCCUUAACUCUGUAGCUCUAGACAUGGAAGGCCUACAUAUUGUCAUCGGGAAGAACAAGCAGGUUUAUGCAAACGGUAGUGAAGUUCGUCUCCCUGCGAAGUUUGGUUCCUCUGUGUCUGUGUUUCAGUCGGGACCUUACGCUCAGGUUAAUACAAACUUCGGACUGAGGCUGCUGUUUGGAAACGCCAGGCUGUUCGUCCAGGUGGAUGAGCGCUACAGAGGAGUGUUGUGCGGCCUGUGCGGGACCUACUCCGGAAGUCAGUUUGACGAUUUUCUGAAACCCGACGGCAACACAGUAGCGAAUUCGCACGAGUUCGCCAGCAGCUGGAAUACCAACGACAGCGACUGGCCUUGCAGUAAUGGCUUUCGGGACCCCCCUAAGUGUCAUCCAGACCUGGAGGAUGAAGCAUAUACAAAGUGCAGUGAACUGUUUGAAGAUGCUUUCAAAGAGUGCCACUGGUUUGUUCCGCCACAGAUUUAUGUCAGCAGCUGUGUUUUUGAUUACUGUAUUUCCAAAGGUGACAAAGCUAAGUUCUGCACCUCUUUGGAGGACUAUGUGUCUGCUUGUGAAAUAGCUCUGGUCUUUCUGCCAGACUGGAGGAAUCACACCUUGUGUUUUGCCAAUCCACUGCCAACAGAGGACCCCACACCAACUAAACCAUCUGAAAGUUGUCCAUGGAGCUGUAACUUUGACCAGGAUGAAUGUGGGUGGGAACAACUUAUCCAAGACAGUUUUGAUUGGACCAGAUGGUCAGGAUCAACGCCAUCAAACUUUACUGGGCCAUCCGGUGACCACACCACAGGAAGUGGCUAUUACAUGUAUAUUGAGGGGGAUAGUGUGGUCCAUGGCGACUCAGCCCGAAUAAUGAGUCCCGUCUGUCACACCUCCAGCAAGCAGUGUUUGAGUUUCUGGUUUCACAUGUACGGCCUGGCAACUGCUAUGUCACUCAACCUCUACAUAUUUGAGAACAGUCGUUUCAUAAAAAUAUGGUCCAGAACCAACAACCAUGGAAACAGAUGGUACCAAGGGCAGGUUGAAAUCAAACCACAACAGCCAUUCCAGAUCAUCAUAGAAGGCAUCAGGGGCUCAGAUCCUCGCUCAGAUGUGUCCAUAGACGAUUUGACCAUAAUGCAUGGUGCAUGUGGCUAUUUGUCUGAAGAAGAUGUGGACUUGACCACUCUGGGACCCCAUCCAUAUACUCCAAACUUAAUUGACCCCCAUCCAAUUUGCAGAAUAAACUGUGAUUUUGAAAGUGACAUCUGCAGUUGGACUCAGAUGGUGACUGAUGCUUUUGAUUGGACCAGACACAGAGGCUCCACCCCCACUUCAAUGACUGGUCCCUCCUCUGACCACACAACAGGAAGUGGCUUUUAUAUGUACAUUGAGGGUGACAGUGUAACUCAUGGCGACACAGCUCGUCUCCUCAGUGCAGAAUGUGCUGACCCUCAACCUCAGUGUCUUCAGUUCUGGUACCACAUGUAUGGCUCCAGCUGGACCAUGGGACUGAGUGUCUACCUGCUGCAAUAUGGCAAUGUGGCCAAAGAGGUGUGGAGGAAGAGCGAAGACCAGGGUAACAUGUGGCAUCUUGCACGGGUGGACCUGAGACCAGAUGUUAAGUUUCAGGUGAUCUUUGAGGGACGCAGAGGUAGCUCAGCCUUGUCAGAUGUUGCCAUUGAUGACAUUUCACUGCACAGAGGAGCCUGUAGCGAGAUCACGGUCUCUGACACGCAUGGAUAUUCUGACAGCAUUAGCAAAAAUAGACGGAGGCGGUCCCAGCUGUUAAGGGAACGUUCCUGGGCUUGAGCCAGAUUCUUCAUAUGAGGCAAACGAUUAGCUGAAAGCACCUGUCAUCUGUCAAUAUGGACCUCUCUGUUUUUAGCAAGAUCAUUUGGUGUGUUAGUGUUGUUCACUUAGGAAGUAACUCUUAACAUAGUCUAACAUAGUCAUUUCAUAUUACACUUCAUAUUACAUAUUCAUAUUCAUAUUGCACCACAGAAAGAUGUUAAAAGGUGUUUUUCUCUAGUGUCAGUGAAGUUUACACGUCUCCUUGCAGAGGAACCACAUUACAUGAACUAUGAUAACGUUACAUUAAUGUUUGAAAAAUGUCCACAAGAUGUCCAAAUACUUGUUUUAAUUUUCAAAAAUUUACCUAUUGUUUUAUCAUUUAAAAAACUUAUUUUUGUCAAAUGUUUUAUGUAUAUGUAUGUUAAUAAACAUUCAUUUCAUU
Molecule: messenger RNA, 4282 nt
Organism: Carassius gibelio (silver crucian carp)
Lineage: Eukaryota; Metazoa; Chordata; Actinopteri; Cypriniformes; Cyprinidae
Product: zonadhesin-like
Exons: 21
Coding region: 103-3858 (1251 amino acids)
Cellular component (GO): membrane
Source: RefSeq, a predicted model, not a curated record